AUUAAAAUUAAUGGGACUGUGUUCAUCUAUGCAUCAUGAAACUGAUUUAUCAGCACCUCUAAGAAUGAAAGCUAUUCAAAUAUUUUAAAAAAUUGAUAAAGAAAAUAAAGGUGUAAUUGAUAAGAAAACAACACAACAAUUUUGGUAUUAAUUCUUUUAAUUAUAUCUUAAGGUAAUCUAAUUUUGCUAAAAUUAAUACUGAAGCAUUAUUCAAAGCAGUAGAUUUUGAUAAUUCUGGUGAUAUUACAAUUUAAGAGUGGUUAACAUUUUGGAAGAUUGUCAAGAAAACUGGAUAUACUGAAUAAGAAAUUAAUGAAGAAGUAAAGCAUAAUUUCUAUUUAAAGCUAGAUGAAUUAAUGUAAGGAAAAGCUUGGGUUUAAUUUAGAAUUGUAGAUUAAUUUAUUUAAGUUGAUAAAAAUAGAAGGAGAUCUUAAAUUCCUUAAAUUGUUAUGUAAGAAUAAAUGAUGACUUUGAGAAAAACAAAAACAGUUGAAAUCAAAUGAUUAUAAUUUUAUUCAUAUUUGUA
Messenger RNA from Paramecium sonneborni, 526 nucleotides. Lineage: Eukaryota; Ciliophora; Oligohymenophorea; Peniculida; Parameciidae. The record is from the annotation of a GenBank genome assembly.